Messenger RNA from Nerophis lumbriciformis (worm pipefish), 1031 nucleotides. RefSeq names its product calcyclin binding protein (gene cacybp). Gene Ontology annotation, molecular function: tubulin binding; S100 protein binding; ubiquitin protein ligase binding. The record is from RefSeq and is a predicted model, not a curated record. Gene Ontology annotation, biological process: heart development. NCBI's taxonomy places the organism in Eukaryota, Metazoa, Chordata, Actinopteri, Syngnathiformes, Syngnathidae. Gene Ontology annotation, cellular component: nucleus.
GUAGCCAGCAGGUGGCGGUGCAGCACUCGCAUGCUUGAUGACACACCGCGAACGAAAGAGAAAGCGGCGCUACGGAUGUACAGUGCAUGAUUGAGCUGCAUCGCCGACAUCAUCGCUGGACAAACACAACGAAACGUCAAAUACGAAGAAUAAUGGAUCCAACCGAGCAGAUGAAACAGUUAGAGGCAGACUUGCAGGAGCUGGGGUCUCUCUUAGAGAAGGCGGAUAGGAAGAGGGUGCAAGAUGUUCUCAAGCAAGAGCAGAAGAAGCUUGAGAAGGAAAUUGCCGCCAAGCGUCAACAGAAGGAGCAACAAGCCCGGAGAGAGGCCGACCCAAUGAAAGCCACUUAUACGGUCAAGAUCACCAACUACGCGUGGGAUCAGUCUGAGAAGUUUGUGAAAAUUUACCUCACUUUAAAAGAUGUGCAGAAGAUUCCAUGUGAGAAUGUAGAGGCCAGCUUUACAGAAAGGUCAUUUUCCGUGCUUGUGAAGGAUCUGGAUGGGAAAAAUCACCAGAUGACUGUUCUCAAUCUGUUGUAUCCCAUCGAUGAGAAGAACAGCAGCACUAAGAUCAAAAGUGACAUGGUUGUGAUCAUGUGCAAGAAGCAGACCACAACAAAGUGGGAGUGUCUCACAAAGGUGGAAAAAGCGUCCAAGGACAAGGAUCAACCGAGCACGGAGGACAAUGCAGACCCCAGCGACGGCCUGAUGAACAUGCUGAAGAAGAUCUACUCCGAGGGCGACGACGACAUGAAGAGAACCAUCAACAAAGCCUGGUCGGAAUCCCAAGAGAAGAAAAUAAGAGGAGAAGAAGGCAUGAUGUAAUUUUGAGCUAGAAUUUCCUCUCUUCCAUAGCGGGACUCAAUCCCAUUUAAAAAAUGACUUGAUUGCCAACUUUUGAAUCAUACGUCCAUUGUACACACGCUUUCUGCUCUAUCAAGAAGUUUCAUGUCACACACUCAGCAGAGGUCAUUAUGAUGCAGUAUAGCCAAGAGCAAGUCAUUACCAGAAUAAACAACCAAAUGGAACUGA